This is a messenger RNA of Trichoderma virens Gv29-8, 1230 nucleotides long. RefSeq lists its product as uncharacterized. Bases 1 to 1230 code for a protein of 409 amino acids. The transcript has a single exon. NCBI's taxonomy places the organism in Eukaryota, Fungi, Ascomycota, Sordariomycetes, Hypocreales, Hypocreaceae. The record is from RefSeq and is a predicted model, not a curated record.
AUGAAAAUUUGCAACCUCGUGAAAGCACUUGCCCUUGGCGUGCUCCCCUUGACUCUUGCUUCUCCUGCUGCUACCACGCCGCAAUGUGGAGUGCCAGGCGAUGGAGAUGACUUCUAUACAUCGUCAACUGUGAGCAACAUCCUGGAGUGUCAGUACAAGUGCAAGAGCGAUGCCAAGUGCCUCUCAUCCGAGUUCAAGCCCUCUACUGGUACAUGCUGGCUUUACGCAAAACCAGUGGCACAGGCAAAGACGAGGAACGAUACCACAGGAAAAUGGUUCUUCAACGAUCGAGAUUGUCUAGCCGCGCCUGCAGCCCCACAAUGCAAUAUCUCAGGCGAUGGAUCGGAUUUCUACAAAAAGUCAACUGCAAGCACGGUCUCUGGUUGCCAGUCUGCGUGCAGUAGCGACCCAAAGUGCCUCUCAUCUGAAUACAAACCCUCAGAUGGCAGCUGUUGGCUAUACGCUGGACCUGUAUCACAGGCAAAGACGAGAAACGACACAUCAGGAACCUAUUACUUCUAUGACCGCAAUUGCCCGAUUCCAGCUACAACCCCGCAAUGCAAUAUUUUCGGUGAUGGCUCGAGCUAUUACACAUCGUCAACUGUGAACACACUAUAUGAUUGCCAGUCUACUUGCAUCAAGGAUCCAAAAUGCUCCUCAUCCGAAUACAAACCCUCCAGUGGUAGCUGCUGGCUAUAUGCGACACCUGUGUCAGUUGCAAAGACUAAAAACGAUACGGGAACCUACAUUUUCAAUGAUCGCAAUUGCCCCGUUAAACCUGGCCCUCUGCAGUGCAGGGUGGCAGGCGAUGGGUCGUCGUAUUAUAAAUCAUCAACAGUCAAGAGCGUCACGGACUGCCAGAAUAACUGCAAGAAUGACACUAAAUGCCUUUCAUCCGAGUAUAAACCCUCUAGUGGUGGAUGCUGGUUGUAUUCGGCUCCUGUAUCAGUUGCAAAGACGAAAAACGACACUUCCGGAACCUAUUACUUUUAUGAUCGAGACUGCCCACUCCCCAAGUGUGGAUUGAACCAGAUGGAACUGGAUUUCUACACAACAAGCAAUGUGAGCAGUCUUCAGGCCUGCCAAUCUACCUGUAAUAGUGAUCCCAAGUGUCUUUCAUUCAAUUACAGAGCAGAUACUGGCGUCUGUGGGCUCUCUGUCAAGCCUGUGGCGGAUUCAAGCCCAGUAAUUUGGGUCGGAUACGACCGGGACUGCGCUGUAUCCAGCUAG